CCUUCUCUGGUUGCGUUCUCGUUGCUGGGAAACACAACAUUAAUCUGACUUCCCUCCCCACUCCUCAUCCUCUCGCCCUCUUGCUUCCACCAUUCUUUCUCCCUUCACUGUGAGGUGAAAUUGCAAUUGUGUCACAUAGCUAAAAUAGCUUGCUGCUAGUUGAGCUUGUCACACUUUCUUUUCUGAACUGAGCGAGUUUCAUUUUUAAAACUCAAAGCUAUAUUUUCUUUGCUAUCCCGCACUACUUCUAGAAAUUUGCAACUCCAACUCCUUUAAUCACUGUCCAAGAAGAUGCUGCCCUCUACUCUCUGGGUUGCUGUCUCUUUCCUCGCUGCUGCGGUUUCCGCUCAGUCGUCCUAUACACCCCCUGCCGGCUUCGAUCCUUCAGCUGUUGAAGCCAGCGUGAAAGCUAGUUGGUGCGAUGCCCAAUCGAGCACCUGCCCAAAGCUUUGCGAUGGUUUUGCCAAAGUCAACAGAUGCGACGCGAGUAAAUUGACCUUUGAAUGUGUUUGCGGCGACGGAACGGUUCCCAAGGUCGAGGACUAUAAAAACACUCUUCCGUACUUUGUUUGCCUAGCAAACUUUGGUCAAUGCAUCGACAACCAUCCAAAUGACCUCGAAGGCCAAAGGGAGUGCCAGCGGCAGCGGAAAUUGUGCGGCUCGCUCGAAGCUAGUGGUUCGGGUUCCACAUCGACCACUCUCUCCAGCGCAACCGCAACCGCAACUCAGUCUGACGCUGAGGCUGCUACUUCAGCCGGUGGCCCCGCAGCGACCUCCAAUGCUGCUCCUGCUCUUCACGUGGCUCAGGAUUAUUCACUCGGAAUGUUGACCUGCCUUUUCGCUGGAGCUUUCGGCUUCCUUGUUUAAAGAUGUUCUCGCUUUGUGCACUCCAUGUCCAGCUAUUCGGACGCUCCUUUGUUGCUGGUCCUGCAAUAGGGUGCUGCAACAUACUCUGCUGAGGUUCUGCAUGUAAUAUAGGCUGCAGCUCUGUUCCGACGAUCAGCUUAAUUCCCCACACAGUACUUCAUUUGUGUUCUUCCCAUGCUAUUUUCAUGUUUUUUAAGCGUUU
Messenger RNA from Coccidioides posadasii C735 delta SOWgp, 1069 nucleotides. RefSeq lists its product as uncharacterized. The record is from RefSeq and is a predicted model, not a curated record. NCBI's taxonomy places the organism in Eukaryota, Fungi, Ascomycota, Eurotiomycetes, Onygenales, Onygenaceae.